CAGAAUCCAGAGUGCGUUUUGGAACAGUCGAAAUCAAAGAUAAACAUCGCAAGUUACUAGGGAGCAAGCAAUUUAAAAAAAACAGAAUUCAUUGCUCAGGCGAGGCUGGCCGGUGAAAUCAGUACGCUACUGCAGUCUGUAAAUAUCUGUUCGCCUCUGUGCUUGUAAGAAUUUCACCAGCAGCUCUGAGCAACUCAACCAAAGAAAAUCGGCCUUUUCAACGAGGUUCAUUCCUGUAAAUUCCAGAUCCGGUUUUCCUCCUCGCCCAAACUUCGAGUUGGAGGAAAGUGAAAAAAAAGUCUCCCCAGACCUCCGUGAGCCAAUCACAGGGGAUUCAGCACGUGCAUUGGAGAAUCGAGAGGAAAGCAAUUACAGCCCAAUACAAAUGACAUUAGUACCUCGAUCAGAUCAAGAGCGAUCGCUGUACAUGUGGGAGAAUCGCAGCCUGCGGCAGCCCAGAAACCAGGCUCGAACCAUGACAACCCAGUACAAGGAGGAGAUCUGCGAGAGACCCGAGUGCAAAAGUAAAUCCCCAACUUUGCUUUCUUCUUACUGCAUUGACAGUAUUCUGGGCAGGAGAAGCCCGUGUAAGAUUAGGUGUAUUGGAGCUCAGGCAUUGCCGCUUCUCACAGCCAGAAAUGACCCGGACCCAGCGAGUGAAGGAUCACCCAAGGAAAAUAUGUCGUUUGACACAGAGCUCCAUCUCCCUCCUAAAUUCCGAAGAUUGUACGGCCACGGAGGGAAGAUCCUGGACUCCCGAGGAUUUAAUGACAUUGGGAACGAGAAAUUAGAAAGAGAGCCGUCCUCUGAAGCUUUCCGGGGCGCCGAUCUGAAGAUCAGCCAGGCUCCGCAAGUCAGCAUAAGCCGCAGUAAAUCCUACAAGGAAAACUUCAGCUUGGCCAAAGCGCAGGGUGAGAGUGUAUCCAAACUGCCAGGAUCCCCGGGUUUAGAACUGGCGGAGCCGGCCGACAAAUCGGUAGAGGGGGACGCGAAAGAGGACGCGGUUGAAAAUGACUUGUCCCCGAAGCUGGUGGAGGAGGUUCAGACGGAUGUGGAUGUGAAGGAUAGCGAGGACAGCUUGUGUUUAUCAGCCGGCAGUGACUCUGAGGAAGGCAUGUUAAAAAGAAAACAGCGGCGGUAUAGGACUACAUUCACCAGCUAUCAGCUGGAAGAACUAGAGCGGGCUUUUCAGAAAACACACUACCCAGAUGUCUUUACCAGGGAGGAACUGGCGAUGCGGCUCGACUUAACGGAAGCUCGGGUGCAAGUUUGGUUUCAGAACCGCAGAGCCAAAUGGCGAAAGCGAGAAAAGGCUGGAGCCCAGAACCAUCCCGGAGGCUUGCCGUUCCCAAGCCCGUUAGGAGCGGGCCAUCCGCUGGGACCUUACCUGGAUGGCGGUCCCUUCGGACACCACCCAAGCCUCGAGUCCGCCUGGUCAGCCGCCGCCGCAGCAGCAGCCGCAGCCGCCGCCUUCCCCGGGCUCCCGCCUCCACCGGGCUCGGCGGCUCUCUCGCCGAGCGGAGCUCCGCUCGGCCUCGGCACCUUCCUGGGAGCGGCCAUGUUCAGGCAUCCUUUCAUCACCCCACAUUUCGGCAGGCUCUUCUCGACAGUAGGCCCGCUGACAGGAGCCUCUGCCCCUGCUCUGCUGAGACAGUCGGCCGCGGGUGUUGAAGGGGGAGUACAAGCCGGCGCCCUCUCAGACCCCGCGGUAGCGGCCGCAGACAGACGAGCGUCCAGUAUCGCAGCGCUCAGACUCAAAGCUAAGGAGCAUGCCGCCCAACUCACACAACUCAACAUCCUCCCUGCACCUUCUACUGGCAAAGAAGUGUGCUGAACUCGCAGCAAGGAGCUCCACACAGGCUGUUUGUUGAACAAGACCAAAUUCAGAAACUGGACCACUCGUUCGCGUGGAUUGAGUUACCAGACUGUGCAUGUUCGUAGAGUCAAUAUCUCUUUCAUCUUAUCAACUGGCCACAUUUAAAAUCAAAACACUGACAUUCUCCUCAUAAUAUAGAUUUGUGAUGUUCCUAUCAUUCGUAUAUCUCUGAAAGAGGGAGAAGGAAGUUGUGGAGUCUUAUUAGCAGUAUGCCUGAUCCGAUCACUCAAACUUGCUUUAAUACUGUAGGAGCGGAUCUAAUCAGGUCAAAUUUGCAAAAAGAGAGAAAUGUAUUCCGAACACGUGCAUGUAGAAUUGACAGUUGCUAGAUUUCCUGAUUCCAAUCUUGUUGGGGCCGUUAUAAAAGAACGCUGUUUCUCACUGAGACGAGUUUGACUUUCUGCGGCGGACCCGUUCUAUCACACGUGCAGAAACGCGUUGGUUACGCCUGGAUUUUUUUAAAAACUAUAUACGUCAGUGUAGCCAACCAGCGGUUUGCUUCUAAACCAAAGGGACACAAAACUACUGCCAAUCCGAGUGGACUGCUUAUGUCACUAAACUGUGAUUGAUUUCUGUACAUAAUGGUCGCUCUUCAGAAUUUCCAAGGAAAAUAAUUGUACAUUUUUUUUUAAAAAAACGAAAAAAUGCACUCAGUGUGUUGUGAAAGUUUAUUCUCUAGAAUUACCGAGCAGAUCUUAUUACAGUGUUGUUGGAUGCAUUAGGUUCGUAGAAUAAUUAUUUAUGGACAAACAUUUUAUUUAACUUAUUAACUAUAGAGGUUUCGAAAACCUUAUAAAAACAAGUGGCUAUAUUACGUGUACUGUUGUAAUUUCUUGCUAUGGGCUAGAAGAGUGGAGACACUCUGAAAUAAAAUGUUAUGCCUAACAAGCUAAUUGAAGAAAACGCUUAUUCUAAA
Messenger RNA from Mobula hypostoma (lesser devil ray), 2792 nucleotides. It is a transcript of the gene arxa, whose product is annotated as aristaless related homeobox a. NCBI's taxonomy places the organism in Eukaryota, Metazoa, Chordata, Chondrichthyes, Myliobatiformes, Myliobatidae. The transcript is spliced from 5 exons. The coding region runs from base 386 to 1834 and encodes 482 amino acids. The record is from RefSeq and is a predicted model, not a curated record. Gene Ontology annotation, biological process: regulation of transcription by RNA polymerase II. Gene Ontology annotation, molecular function: RNA polymerase II transcription regulatory region sequence-specific DNA binding; DNA-binding transcription factor activity, RNA polymerase II-specific.